UCUCUCCCUCUCUCUAACACACACACACACACACAUUCUAAGACGACUCAGUGAAGUAAUGGAAGAUGAGAGGUGAUGCAAAUUCUGAAAAUGGGAGAGCGAGGAAAGAGGGCGGAAAGGAAGAAAGUUGUGAGACUUAAGAGCCUAUCCGAUUCUCCUCUCUUCUGACCCUUUAAUGGCAACUGGUUGUUCAGUACGAGACCAUGAACUUAUAUCACAAGUUUGAAAUUAGUUUGAGUAGAGCAGUGCUGAAGAGCUUUAGAAAGACAGAAAUCUAUUACUAACAUUCUAUGCUACUAACAUUCUAUGCUUUGUUUAAUUCCAAUUUUUCUGGUGGACUUAGAUGGCUGUUCCCUCGCUGGAACCAUAUCGUGAAGGCCAGACUCUACGAUUACCUUUGCUGAUGGAGCGUCCAGACAACAAUAACGACAGAGAACAUGUUAUAGAUAUUGGGAAGGGUGGUGAUGGCUCCUCAUCUGGCUCUCCCCACAGCGAUCCUUUGCCUUCCCUUGACAUGCUGCACCAUGAAGACAGACCUUCAAGCAGCACUCGUGCCCCCCCUUCUCAAGUUUCCUCAUCUUCCUCGAAUGGAUCGAACUCCAGGAACUCUUUCAUUAGAAGGGGUGAUGGGUAUGGCCGUCGCCAUAGGAGCCCAUUGAAUUCUGGUUUGUGGAUUUCUAUUGAGCUAGUAGUCACCAUAAGCCAGAUUAUUGCAUCCAUUGUUGUUUUAUCUUUGUCAAGAGACGAGAAACCAGAAGCUCCAUUAUUCGAGUGGGUUCUGGGUUAUGCAGCCGGAUGUCUUGCAACCUUGCCCCUUCUUUGUUGGCGUUACCGUCACCGCAACAACCAGGGCACUGAACAAGAUUCAGCACACACAAGCCAGGGCUCUUCUCAGAGCAGCGUCCCAUCAGAACCUACUUCUUACACUGCUAUCUCAGUUACUCAUGGCUCAGAAGGUGAAGAUCAACACACCACAGUAACAGCCUCCCAAAAUACGAGAUGGUUCGCACCCGGUAGGCUCCAUGCGCUAGUGGACCACUUCAAGAUGGCCUUAGAUUGCUUCUUUGCAGUGUGGUUUGUAGUCGGCAAUGUUUGGAUCUUUGGGGGGCACUCCUCUUCUUCUGACUCUCCCAUCUUGUACAGGUUAUGUAUGGUGUUUCUUACUUUUAGCUGUAUUGGGUAUGCCAUGCCUUUCAUUCUAUGCGCAACAAUCUGCUGCUGCUUGCCUUGCAUAAUUUCUGUUUUAGGCUUCCAAGAGGAUCUGACUCAAACAAGAGGAGCCUCUCCAGAUUCCAUUAAUGCUCUUCCAACCUACAAGUUCAAGUCAAAGAAAAAUGGAAAUAGCAAUGACCGGGAAUUCAAUUCAGAAGGGGUGGGUGAUGGUGGGGUCUUGGCAGCUGGAACAGAUAAGGAGCGUAUAAUUUCAGGUGAAGAUGCGGUCUGCUGCAUUUGCUUGGCAAAAUAUGCUGACAAUGAUGAGCUGAGGGAGCUGCCGUGUUCCCAUUUCUUCCACAUGGAGUGUGUGGAUAAGUGGCUGAAGAUCAAUGCAUUGUGUCCUCUCUGCAAGUGUGAGGUGGGUGAGAACAGUGGUGCCUCACCUUCUGCAGCAAACUCCAAUCGACGUGAGAGAAGGCUGAUGAUCACUGCAUCAACUGGUGUGCAUGCGUAUGGGAGGGCUAGUUUUUGAUUGGGCUGGCUCCCAAGUAUACAAAUUAUAUAUGGACUUGUGUUGCUAGCUUGAGUUGUUUAUAUAUAUAAGUAGAGGACUAUACCCUGAGUUCAUCCAAUGCCAAUUUCAUUCCUUUGCAUCUG
Molecule: messenger RNA, 1812 nt
Organism: Telopea speciosissima
Lineage: Eukaryota; Viridiplantae; Streptophyta; Magnoliopsida; Proteales; Proteaceae
Product: E3 ubiquitin-protein ligase At1g63170-like
Exons: 5
Coding region: 344-1687 (447 amino acids)
Source: RefSeq, a predicted model, not a curated record